AUUGAAAGGUCCGAAUUUCGAAACUCCGAAACACAAGCAAAGAAUUUUCACACACUCUCUCACCUUCUUCACACUCACCAAACCGCACCAUACGUAGAGAGAGAAAGUAAGUGAGAGAAAAUGGCUGCAACGUCGAAUCUCGAGGAUGUGCCGUCGACGGAUCUAAUGACUGAGCUCCUCCGUCGCAUGAAGUGCGCCACCAAACCCGACAAACGUCUCAUCCUCGUCGGUCCACCGGGAUCAGGAAAAGGUACCCAAUCACCGAUAAUUAAAGACGAGUAUUGCUUAUGCCAUCUCGCAACCGGUGAUAUGCUUAGAGCUGCUGUUUCUGCCAAGACCCCCCUCGGAAUUAAGGCCAAAGAAGCCAUGGAAAAGGGAGAACUUGUUUCGGAUGAUUUGGUUGUUGGUAUAAUCGAUGAGGCCUUGAAGAAGCCUUCUUGUCAGAAAGGUUUUAUUCUUGAUGGAUUUCCGAGGACAGUUGUCCAAGCCCAAAAGCUCGAUGAGAUGCUUGAAAACCGUGGAACUAAGGUGGACAAAGUUCUUAACUUUGCAAUAGAUGACGCUAUUUUGGAGGAGAGAAUUACUGGUCGAUGGAUCCACCCUUCGAGUGGUCGUACAUACCAUACCAAAUUUGCACCUCCGAAAGCUCCUGGUGUUGAUGAUGUAACGGGGGAGCCUUUAAUUCAACGUAAGGAUGACACAGCUGCUGUUUUGAAGUCAAGGCUUGAAGCUUUUCAUAAGCAGACCGAACCAGUGAUUGACUACUAUAGCAAGAGGGGCAUUGUUGCCAAUCUUCAGGCAGAUAAGCCUCCUCAAGACGUGAAAUCCGAGGUCCAGAAGGCUCUCUCCUGAUCAAAGGCUCCCGUUUUUUUUUUCCAACUAUACAAAUAAAUAUUUGGUCACUAUAUGCUUUAUGUUUUGCUGAGUCGAGGAACCAAUUGAGCGUUAGCUAUUGAUAUUUAAGGCAAGUUACGGAAUAAUUUUGUUCGACUAUUUGGGGAGGCUAACUGUAGUUUUUGUUUGUAUUUUCUACUGGUAAUGAUUGCUUAUUUCUCCAAAGCACUGAAGCAGUGUUAUAACAAUACAUGAUACCU
Molecule: messenger RNA, 1094 nt
Organism: Erythranthe guttata (spotted monkey flower)
Lineage: Eukaryota; Viridiplantae; Streptophyta; Magnoliopsida; Lamiales; Phrymaceae
Gene: ADK1
Product: adenylate kinase 1
Biological process (GO): nucleobase-containing compound metabolic process
Molecular function (GO): AMP kinase activity; ATP binding
Source: RefSeq, a predicted model, not a curated record